Messenger RNA from Thrips palmi, 2498 nucleotides. Its product is annotated as neuroendocrine convertase 1-like. Bases 1 to 2427 code for a protein of 808 amino acids. Gene Ontology annotation, biological process: protein processing. The transcript is spliced from 15 exons. NCBI's taxonomy places the organism in Eukaryota, Metazoa, Arthropoda, Insecta, Thysanoptera, Thripidae. Gene Ontology annotation, molecular function: serine-type endopeptidase activity. Gene Ontology annotation, cellular component: Golgi membrane; trans-Golgi network. The record is from RefSeq and is a predicted model, not a curated record.
AUGUCGGUCGUGGCUAACCUGCCCGCCCCCGCGGUGUCGGCGCCGCACGCCUUCGUGAUGUCGCCGCACGAGGGCGCGGGCGGCGUGGGCACGGGGAAGCUGUUCUUCCACCCGUUCUUCCCGCUGCUGCAUCUCAUGCACCUGCCGCACCUGUACCUGCACAAGCCCUUCGGCCUGCACGGCCUGCACAAGCCCUUCGGACACCACGGCCUCGGGGGCCUUGGCGUGCUGCUGGUGGCGCUGCUGGGGCUGCUGGCGGUGUCGGGGAGGCUGGCGAGCGCGCACGGCCCGGACGGCCUGGACGAGCUGGAGGCGCUGGAGGCCCCGCGCUUCACCAACGAGUGGGCCGUGCGCGUGCAGGGCGGGCCGCGCGUGGCGCGCCUCGUCGCGCUGCGCAUGGGCUACGACUUCAGGGGGCCGAUCCCCGGCUUUGGAGACACUUACCUGAUGGUCCGGGCGGACCACCCCCGCGCCCAGAAGCGGGCCUACCCAAACCUGACGCUGCGCCUCGUGCAGGACGACAGGGUGGUCUGGGCGGAACAGCAGUUCACCAGGCCGAGGCAGAAGCGGGAUUUUAACCGGGUCCCCCCCGAUGACGGCCCGCCCCUGCAGCCUGCCGCCCGUGGGGCUGCCCGUGGGGCUGCCCGUGGGGCGUCCCCACUGGGGUACGUACGUGCGUACGGCCACGGUCCGCCAGGGCGCGCCGGGCGCGCCACCCUCCGGAGCACGCCGGAACUAAACGACACGGAGCUUUUGGCGGGAAAGCUGGGGUGUUCCCUGAAGCACCCGGAAGCGGUGACGGCGGCCCAGCGCGCGCGCCUGUUCAACGAUGAGCUGUGGACCAAGCAGUGGUACUUGAUGGACACCCGCACGCGCCUCGACCUGCCCAAGCUGGACCUGCACGUGCUGCCCGUGUACUGCCGGGGCAUCACGGGCCGCGGGGUGCGCGUCACCGUGCUGGACGACGGCAUGGAGACGGACCACGAGGACCUCCGCGACAACUACGACCCGGACAUCAGCUACGACGUCAACGACGGCGACCUCGACCCCACGCCGCGCUACGAGAACGGCGUCAACAACGCCCACGGGACGCGGUGCGCCGGCGAGAUCGCCAUGAAGGCCAACAACCACAAGUGCGGCGUCGGUGUGGCGUACAACGCGCGGAUUGGGGGCGUCCGGCUGCUCGACGGCGAGGUGAACGAUCGCAUGGAGGGCACGGCGCUGGGCUGGGCGCACACCCUGGUGGACAUCUACAGCGCGUCCUGGGGCCCCAACGACGACGGCAUGACCGUGGAGGGGCCGGGAAGGCUGGCCAUGGAGGCCAUGAAGCGAGGCAUCACGCAGGGUCGCGGCGGCAAGGGCUCCAUCUACGUGUGGGCCUCGGGCAACGGCGGCACGUACGGCGACAACUGCAACUGCGACGGCUACGUCAACUCGGUGUACACGCUGGCCAUCGGCUCGGCGUCGGAGCGCGGCCAUUUCCCCUGGUACGGCGAGCGCUGCGCCUCCACCAUGGCCACGGCCUACUCGUCCGGCGCCUACUGGGACCAGAUGAUCGCCACCACGGACCUCAAGAACACGUGCACCAUCCGGCACACCGGCACGUCGGCGGCGGCGCCCCUCGCGGCCGGCAUCAUCGCCCUGGCGCUGGAGGCCAACCCGUCGCUGACGUGGCGCGACGUGCAGCACCUGGUGGCCAGCUCCUCCGAGUACGCCCCGCUGGCGGACAACCCCGGGUGGCGGCAGAACGCGGCCGGCUUCUGGGUCAACACGCGCUUCGGCUUCGGGCUGCUCAACGCGGACGAGCUGGUGCGCCAGGCCGAGGGCUGGACCACCGUCCCGGACAAGGCGGAGUGCGCCGUCAACGGCCUCGUCGUCAAUGCCAGCUUCGCGCGAGGCGAGCGCGCCGGCGUACUGUUUGUGGUGGACGACUGCAGCGACGUCAACUUCCUGGAGCACGUGGAGGUGGUGUCGAACGUGGAGUACCCCGUCAGGGGCGCACUCGAGAUGUACCUCACGUCACCAGCCGAUACAAAGGUGCAAAUCCUGAGCCCCAGGAAAAGGGACGCGUCCUCGGCCGGCUUCGAGGACUGGCACUUCAUGUCCGUGCUCACGUGGGGGGAGCGGCCGCAGGGAGUCUGGCUGUUGGAAGUGGUGGACAAGAGUCCCGGCGAGGCGCGCGUGGGUAGUCUCGGGGCGUUCCAGCUGAUACUCCACGGCACGGCAACGCAGCCGGCCUACAUGCAGAAUGGCCCCAGGGAUUACGACCCCGACUACAACCGCGUCAUGCGAAAGACGGGCGGCAAGACGGGCGGGACGGCCUUGGAGGGGGUGGGGGUCUCCGAAGUCCGGAACGCGCUCCUCGACGACGAGGACGCCAACGACAACGCGGCCGGUGAGGACAGCAUGGCGUCCAAGAGAAAAUGAAUCAAUUGUUUCAACACUUUAACCUUUGUUGAAAGUUUAAAAAUAAAUUAUUCGCGCUGCCAACAGUACAA